Psilocybe cubensis is the source of this 933-nucleotide messenger RNA. RefSeq lists its product as uncharacterized. The record is from RefSeq and is a predicted model, not a curated record. The coding region runs from base 1 to 933 and encodes 310 amino acids. NCBI's taxonomy places the organism in Eukaryota, Fungi, Basidiomycota, Agaricomycetes, Agaricales, Agrocybaceae. The transcript has 5 exons.
AUGGCCUCUGAGCGGGUGCCUGUUCCUGCUAUCACACCAGUCAUCGAGAACGUCCCCUUACCGGAAACGGCUGAAAUUCCACAAUCUUUGUUAGACCCCGUUCAACAGCAAAAUCGAGACCCCGCCAGUGACCCAUUUGCUGGGUCAAGAAAUGGUAGCCCACGCCAGUACGCCUCACGCAAUCAUUCGGGUGCCAGUAGUGACCAGAACCACAUUACUCUGCCACCUGAGACGCCACGCAUCCCCAACCUGGAGAGGUAUGACGACGAAGACACGCAUCUGCAUGGAGUUCCUGUCGUGACGCGUCACUCAACCCAGGGACCAAUGAUCCCACCUCCUGUUCGAUAUCCUAGCGCCGAGAUGCGCCCUCGUUUGGCACGACAACGAACUGGAGAAACAGGUCGUGUUUCCUAUCACCCUCCGCGCAGCAUGAUGGACUAUAUGACAGAACAAAAACCAGCUAAUAUUGCGCACCGUUUGGCGCCGACUAUCGAAAUUGCCAUGCAAGAGCGGGAUAAAUUUGCCCUCAAAGCAAAAUGGACUGGUUAUGCUCUGAAUGCGGCGAUUGGUUUACAGGUUCUUCUAGGGUCUCUGACUACUGGUCUUUCUGCGGCUGCGACAUCUGGAAGAUCUGCAGCAAUACAGACAACAAUUCUCGGCGGUCUUUCAACUGUGGUUGCAUCCUAUCUGGCGCGGUCGAGGGGAACAAACGAACCGGAACAAUCCAAUGCUAAAGUCAAAGACCUCGAACACUUUAUUCGCGAGUGCAGGGCUUUUGAAAUGGACCACGGCCAUGUUGUCGGUAACGAUUUGGAUCAUAUAUUAAUCGAAAAGAGGAAACAGUUGGAGGUGCUUUUGGGAAAUACAAGCAGCGGAACGGAGGUGAUACCUAAUAACGAUUCGAACAGAUCGUCUAAAGUGCCGCCUGUUUAA